Labrus bergylta (ballan wrasse) is the source of this 1191-nucleotide messenger RNA. RefSeq names its product serine/threonine-protein kinase SBK1. Gene Ontology annotation, molecular function: ATP binding; protein serine/threonine kinase activity. The record is from RefSeq and is a predicted model, not a curated record. Gene Ontology annotation, biological process: peptidyl-threonine phosphorylation; peptidyl-serine phosphorylation. Lineage: Eukaryota; Metazoa; Chordata; Actinopteri; Labriformes; Labridae.
UUGGGUUGGAGGAGAUCAUAAUAACCUUAAAUGUAGCUGUGAUUUUAUGACCAUACAAGUGUUCAUCUCACGGCAGUCUGUAUUGCAAAAACGGAACUUGUGAAGUAAAUAAUGGAUGUUUUGUCCUGUCUUUCAUCAUGUUGAAGAUGAUUGAGCUGGGCCUGAGCCUGGCUGAUGGCAGUCUGAUCGACGAGCUGAUGGAGCUGACAUCACAGAGCCUCGGUAACCUGGAGAUCCAGGAACACUUCAACAUCAUCAAGGAGAUCGGCAGGGGGAAGUUCGGCAAAGUGCUGCUGGUGACACAUCGCUUCAGGGGGACUCCCAUGGCCUUGAAAGUGAUGCCCAAAGCCUCGACUAAGCUGCAGGGCUUUCUGCGAGAGUACUGCAUCUCCUUACACCUGUCUUGCCACCCCUGCAUCGUGGGCCUCUUUGGCAUUGCCUUCCAGUCUAAUGACCACUACUGCUUUGCACAGGAGCUCGUCAUUGGCAGGGACCUGUUUGCUGUCAUCCAGCCAAAGGUGGGUAUCCCAGAGUCUGCAGUAAAACGCUGUGUUCUCCAGGUUGCCAGUGCGUUGGAGUACAUUCACAGCCAUGGCCUGGUCCACCGUGAUGUCAAGCCUGAAAACAUCCUGCUGUUGGACAACCACUGCUGCCAGGUCAAGCUGGCAGAUUUUGGCUUAGCCCAGAAGAGAGGCACUCUGAUCCGCUUCAUCACAGGAACCCUGCCUUACAUGGCCCCAGAGCUUUGUACUAUGGCCCUGCUGGAUGGCAAGAAAGAAGUGACUGCUCCUCCUCUCAGUGUGGAGCCAAGCCUGGACACCUGGGCUUUCGGAGUGGUUAUCUUCUGCGUCCUUACAGGCUAUUUCCCCUGGGAAUGCUGCAUGGACUCAGACGACUUCUACCUGGAGUUUGCAGACUGGUGCAGAAUGGAGGAGAGGCCCACCGCUGAGGAAGAUAUUCCUCCUCUGUGGAAAAGAUUCACUCCAGAUGCCAUGGAGAUGUUUGGUAAGCUCCUGGCUCCAGAUGUAGAAAAGAGGUGCACAGUUGGGGAAGUAAGGGCGUACAUGGAAAAGGACUGGCUUAGGAACGUAAAUGGGAUGGAGCAGGAGCAGACAGCAGAAAAAGAAAAAGUCAGUGCCUCUGUAAGUAAUGCUGGACAUUGCCAACUGUAAGAAAACCAUACCUCUUACA